Messenger RNA from Fusarium graminearum PH-1, 687 nucleotides. RefSeq lists its product as uncharacterized. The record is from RefSeq and is a predicted model, not a curated record. Bases 1 to 687 code for a protein of 228 amino acids. NCBI's taxonomy places the organism in Eukaryota, Fungi, Ascomycota, Sordariomycetes, Hypocreales, Nectriaceae. The transcript has a single exon.
AUGGCAGGAAAGGUCAGGCUUCACCAGGAUGAGAUUGCUACGCGAAUUUUGCAAUCUCUUGUGGGAGCACUGAUGGUCCUCCACAUUACCUCGUGGAUUUAUUGGCGAAGAAUCCGACUUCCUCGUGCACCAACGACUAUCGCUUCUAUCACAGCCCUUCUUGUUGACGGCAACCUUUUCAAGUCACUACCCCGCGCCGCACAAUGGCAGCCAGAUAGUGAGCUCGAAGCUAUUUUUACUGAAGGAAACACACCACAACGAUUCGAAAUGGGAUGGGACCGCAGAGGGCGGAACAGGGGUCGCGAUGGACGGCGAAAGAAGGACGAAGGCAACUUCGGUAUUCGCGCAAUCGUCCCAAAGGACUCGAUACCGGAGGAAGUAGAAAUGAGGCCAAUCCCCCCUCCCAAAUCACCACCGAAGCCAGUAGAGGAGAGAGUUGGGAUGGUUUCUCAGGGGACAGCAUCGUUUGGGGGUGACAGUACCCAAAGGAAAUCCGUGAUGCUCGCCAAAGGACACACCGCAAAUUCCAAGUCCAAGAGUUCCAAGAGCUCCAAGGGUUCUCAGGGGAGCAAAGAGCCAAAGCACAAAAGAUCCAUCUCAUCAGCAUUGAGUGGGCCGAGGGAGUUGGUCAAAGUGUGGUGGGCUGGAGGAGGAGGAGGAGGAGGAGGAGGAGGAGGAAAGAGUUGA